AUGGAUCUUAACGUACUAAUAUUUCUGAUGAGCAUAUCGGUUUUCGCCAUCAUUGGAAUAAUUGGGAAUUCUCUCAUUAUUGCUGUAUAUUUAAAAACCAGAAGAAGCUUCUUUAACAGAACUUAUAUUGUGGCUCUCUCUAUAGUAGACCUGAUUGCAGAUUUGAUCAUAGCUCCCUAUACCGCUGUAUUCGAACUCCAACUCGUUACCAGUGACGUCAUCUGCCAUGGAAUGGAGGUCGUCAGACACACGGUUAUUGGGUUCUCUAACUUGAUUUUAAUCUUGAUUGCGUCAGAGCGACUUCUAAUGGUAUGGAAACCUACAAAAAUCAUAUCAGAAAGAAAUAAAAUAAUGGCUAUUCUGGUGCUUUUGGUUAUCUCCAUUUUCUCUGGACUUCCCUCUGGUGCAAUUUAUCAGGUUUCGGGCAAUGAGUUGAUUCCUAAUGGUAAUACAACAGAUGUUAGCAAUAAUACCGUGACUGUGAAAGAGGGAUUCUGCCAAUACACCACAAGUAUUUUGGGAGAAAACAUGAGCAUGAUGUACAGAAAUUUUCUUGCUUUUAUGAUUCUUUUGGAAUUUUUUAUUUUGAUCAUAGUAUAUGUGCUAGUGUAUGUACUAAUUUGUCGACAGAAAAUGAGAAUGAGACGUAUUGGGUCAUCCAGCGUGCUGAAAGCGAAUCAGAAAUCCAAAAAUAGUGAAACAAGCCAAACCUUGUCCAGUGUCCCAAACGAUCAAUCAGACUGCAAUUCAACGGAUGACAUGGGAUCUACACCGAAGUCACAACCAACAAAAGAUAAAGACAAGAAGUAUGCCACUGGAGAAAAUCUUAAUUAUCUCUUUAGAAAAAAUGUUUUCGCGGUAAAACUUGCUGAUUCCGACACUGAGUCAGGACCUGCAUCAGUAACUUUGACAAGAUUCACAACAAACAAAAUUAUCGAAGGCAAGCAAAUGAGAGCACUUAGUUUUGACACUGACACAACUGGUGUAGAUAGUGAACCGGAAAGGAUAAGUGUCAUACCACAUUAUAAAGAAGAGAGAACAGUGAAUCUUUCAAAUCAAUAUGUCUGUUUGAGUCACUGUAAAAAGGACUGA
Saccostrea echinata is the source of this 1092-nucleotide messenger RNA. RefSeq names its product neuropeptide SIFamide receptor-like. Gene Ontology annotation, cellular component: membrane. The record is from RefSeq and is a predicted model, not a curated record. The transcript is spliced from 2 exons. Gene Ontology annotation, biological process: neuropeptide signaling pathway. Bases 1 to 1092 code for a protein of 363 amino acids. Gene Ontology annotation, molecular function: G protein-coupled peptide receptor activity. NCBI's taxonomy places the organism in Eukaryota, Metazoa, Mollusca, Bivalvia, Ostreida, Ostreidae.